Messenger RNA from Cajanus cajan (pigeon pea), 737 nucleotides. The record is from RefSeq and is a predicted model, not a curated record. NCBI's taxonomy places the organism in Eukaryota, Viridiplantae, Streptophyta, Magnoliopsida, Fabales, Fabaceae.
AUGUGUGGCCCUCUAAUUAAGUUUGAGUUUUCACCAUGCGAUGCUCCGAUUUUCAAUUUAGCAGAGAAAGUUAUCGACAAGGUGCCCCAGUGUGGAGAUGUAUACAUACAUCUAAGUCAGUUUUUACGUCGUCCCCAAAGUCCUCAUUUUGAUGUCUCUAGUGUCACCUUAAAUGCUGCAUACCUUGACCUUGGAUAUCUACUCAAUGCUGAUCUAACCAUGCUUGCUAACUUCACAAAUCCAAACAAGAAGGUACACGUGGACUUCAGCUCCGUGAUCAUCUAUCUCUACUAUGGAAGUACCCUCAUUGCCACUCAAUAUGUUGAGCCCUUUUCGGCUGCAAGGCUUCAAUCAAGGUUUGCAAACAUCCACAUGGUCUCUAGUCAAGUUCAGCUGCCAUUAAGAGAGAGCCAGCGCCUUGUUAAGCAAAUGGAAAGCAAUGGCGUUUUGCUUGAAGUCAGAGGAGUUUUCCGUGCAAGGUCCAAAUUGGGAAGCAUCUUGAGGUAUUCAUAUAAUCUCUAUGGCCGUUGCAGCGUCAUGCUAACACGCCCCCCUGACGGAAUUUUGCUCAAAAAGAAAUGCAGAACGAAACGCUGAAGCUAUAUUUUAUCACCACAGAUGCUACUGUAUGUCAUCGUAUUCUUUUUUAGUCCUUCAAAACUGGGGGGUUUUCAUCUUACUAAUUUGCCUCUUCCCCUGAAAAUAACAUCUUUGAAGGUUAGCCUUUUUCUUUUUAC